AUGUUGGACAUUAUUCAAUUCAUCGAAGAAAAGGGCGGCGACCCAGAAGCUAUUCGUGUUUCCCAGCGUGCUCGUGGAGAUAGUGUCGAGGUUGUUGAUGAAAUCAUCAAUGGAUACAAGGAGUGGACCAAGAUCCGUUUUGAUCUUGAUGCUCUUAACAAGAAGCUUAACAAAGUCCAGAAAGAAAUUGGUCUCAAGUUUAAGGCCAAGGAAGAUGCUUCUGAGCUUCUUAAAGAAAAGGAAUCCAUUGCUGAGGAAAAGGCUGCAUUGCUUAUUCGUGAACAAGAAGCUGACGAACUGGUGCGAGCCAAGGUUAACACUGUGGGUAACCUUGUUCACAAGAGUGUUCCUGUGAGUGAUGAUGAGGAGAAUAAUGAACUUAUCCGCAAGUGGGCUCCUGAAGGUGUUACAGUUAGUGUUGAGAAGAAGGCUGCUCUUUCUCACCAUGAAGUUUUGACUCGUCUUGAUGGUUAUGAUCAGGACCGUGGUACCAAGAUUGCUGGUCACCGUGGAUACUUUUUGCGCAACUAUGGUGUUUUUUUGAAUCAAGCUUUGAUCAACUAUGGCUUGGAUUUUCUUGUUAAGAAGGGUUAUACUGCUUUACAAGCCCCUGUUAUGAUGAACAAGGAUGUUAUGGCUAAGACUGCCCAACUUUCACAGUUUGAUGAGGAACUUUAUAAGGUGAUUGAUGGUUCUGAUGAAAAGUAUUUGAUUGCAACUUCUGAACAGCCCAUUUCUGCAUACCAUUCUGGUGAGUGGUUUGAGCAGCCUGCUGAGCAAUUGCCUAAGCGUUAUGCUGGGUUUUCUACAUGUUUCCGCCGUGAGGCUGGUUCCCACGGUAAGGAUGCUUGGGGUAUUUUCCGUGUUCAUGCAUUUGAAAAGAUUGAGCAAUUUUGCUUGACUGAGCCUGAAAAGUCAUGGGAAGAGUUUGAUCAGAUGAUUUCAUUUGCUGAAGAUUUUUACAAGUCUCUUAAUAUUCCUUACCGUGUUGUUGCAAUUGUUUCUGGAGAGUUGAAUAAUGCUGCUGCUAAGAAGUAUGAUUUGGAGGCUUGGUUCCCCUAUCAAGGUGAAUAUAAGGAGCUUGUUUCAUGUUCAAAUUGCACAGAUUAUCAAGCACGUAACUUGGAGAUUAGAUGUGGUAUUAAGAAGAUGAAUGAGCGUGAGAAGAAGUAUGUUCAUUGUUUGAAUUCGACCUUGUGUGCUACUGAGCGUGCAUUGUGUUGUUUGUUGGAGAAUUAUCAAACUGAGGAUGGUCUUAAUGUUCCUGAGCCUUUACGCAAGUAUAUUCCUGGUGAGCCUUCAUUUAUUCCUUAUGUGAAGGAGCUUCCUAAGGAUAGCACUUCCAACAAGAAGAAAUAA
Molecule: messenger RNA, 1359 nt
Organism: Magnusiomyces paraingens
Lineage: Eukaryota; Fungi; Ascomycota; Dipodascomycetes; Dipodascales; Dipodascaceae
Exons: 2
Coding region: 1-1359 (452 amino acids)
Biological process (GO): seryl-tRNA aminoacylation
Cellular component (GO): cytosol
Molecular function (GO): serine-tRNA ligase activity; ATP binding; tRNA binding
Source: RefSeq, a predicted model, not a curated record